Messenger RNA from Corapipo altera (White-ruffed manakin), 1549 nucleotides. RefSeq names its product spermatogenesis associated 18 (gene SPATA18). Gene Ontology annotation, cellular component: mitochondrial outer membrane. The transcript has 12 exons. NCBI's taxonomy places the organism in Eukaryota, Metazoa, Chordata, Aves, Passeriformes, Pipridae. Gene Ontology annotation, biological process: mitophagy by internal vacuole formation; mitochondrial protein catabolic process. The record is from RefSeq and is a predicted model, not a curated record. The annotation marks the transcript as partial.
ACAGGGAGCGCCCGAGCGCUGCAGGAGAAGCUGGAGAGCUGGCAGCAGGACUAUGAGAUUAAUUCCUCUGGUGAGAAUCUGAACCGAUGCUGUGAAAUAUUAGAACUGAACACUGAGAUUCAAAAACAGCUCUUCACAAUUCUCAAUGAAACAUCUCAAGAAGAUGGUAAUAAUGAAGGUGCAGAAACAAUAAAAAAACGUCUCUUGCCACAGCUAGGGACUUGUUUUUACUGUGCUACUUCGGGAAAGAGCUUUGAGAACAACCUCUCCAUCACUCAGGAUUCAGUUGGGAGUGAGAUGCAGCUGAGAGAACUGGACACCACACCUGAGACUUGUCCACUGCAAGACCUGGAGGAAAAACUGACUUCAACUCGUCUGCAGAUCAACCAGAUGGAACUGGACACCACACCUGAGACUUGUCCACUGCAAGACCUGGAGGAAAAACUGACUUCAACUCGGCUGCAGAUCAACCAGAUGGAACAAGAUCUGAACACUUCCCGUGCCGAAGAGGAGGAUGCCCUGAAGAAGCUAGAGCGUCUGAAUGACUAUGAGCAGCAAAUUCAAAUGCUGCGGGAUGAGAUUACUAUCCUGGAUGCCCGAAAGUCUGUUCUUCAGAGCAGGCUCGUGCGGAGCCGCUCUCCUUACAGGCGCAGUGGGGCCAAGUCCCAGCGUUCCCUUCGCCCGAAGAGCUGGUCACCUGGCCGAGCCAGGCACAUCAACGCUUCCCGUCGCGCCUGCCUGGUGGCUCGCUUUGGUUUCAUUUAUGCUCAGGAACGCUUCGAUGCGGAGACCCUUUUGAGGACUUACAUCAGUGACGUGGAGAUGGUGCAGAGGAUAAUAUACACUGCAGCUGUGGAGUCUUUUUAUGCAGCAAAGAUGGCCUACUGGAAGUUCAAAAUACAUGUAAAAGAGGCUCUGUCUCUAAGUCACUCGGGGCCUGAGUCACUUGAAGACACUGUGCUGGAUUAUAUAGUUUGCCACAAGGAUGAGUAUGAUGUUCAUGCCAGUGUCAAGGAAGUAAUUCGCUCCAUGAACUUCAACCCAAAGAUUUCAUUUCCACCAGAAAUUGAUUUCAUUGUUCUCAGCACUUUGAUUCAAGAGUUGUGCUGUUUGGCUUUUUCAAUGCAGACACUCAUUCCUCCUCUUGAUGUUGCCUUUGGUAUUGAUGGAGAACUUUUCAAUGAGAACAAGUACUAUCGUAGUCCUGACUCAGAUUUCACAGCUGCCUUUGUGGCCUAUCACGUAUGGCCUGCUCUGGUGGAAGAUGGUGUUGUAAUUGUGAAGGGAGAGGUAGUCACUAAAAGGGUGUCUCUGUGCUUUCGCAGAAGUAAAAUCAGAAGCAGAAGCUGCAGCUGUAGCACCCGUCGUCUCCUAUCUAGUCAUUCGUUUCGAAGCCGCAGUUUUUCACCACUGAGGAGCAGAAGGUGUUAACUGAAUAUGUUCCUGUGGUUCGGUACAUCUGGAUCCAACAACUUCACUGGUGCCUAUUCUCUUCGGGAAUACCUCAAAUCUCUCAAUAAUAUGAAUGGCAAUUGUCAGUUCAAAUGGA